UUAUUGUCCUUAACUGCCGUUUCGGUUAAUUUUUUCUGGACCUCUCCGUUUCCUCCCCGUAUUGUGUAACGGUAACCGCCGCUACCGAUUUGGGACACCUUGAAGGUGCCUGUUACCUACCAAACUUAGCUUAGGCUUAUUGUAGAACUAUUAUCAGUUGUAUUUCGGACAUUUGAAGUACAUGUGAUAGCUGAGAGAAACAUGCAGUGCCCUCAUUUCCUCAUACUUAACAGGUCAUGUUGUAGGAAGCGGAAAAGAAGUAGUGGUUUUAAUUCCAGGUAAACAAAGUUUGGUGGGGGCUUUUAGGAGGUAGCAUUCCAGCUCUUUUCUUUCUUCAUUUCACAUUGUAUACUUUAAUCAUUUCAACUUCUAACUAGGCUUAAACAGUUAAACUCGUAAAAGAUUUUCAGAUAUGUGUAUCUUUCAUGUCUUAAGUAUUCACUUGGUCUACUUUCGUGGGUCUGAUUCCCACCGAACACUACAAAAAUUGUGAACCUUCAAACAGUUGAAACAGGCUGAAGGAGGCUGCUGCUGCUGCUACUAGGGUCAUUAUACUCAUUCUAUUCUAGGAUAACCGAGAAGAGAAGACGAGCGGAAAAGCCUUUAGCUCUUAAAUGGCACAGUAUUAUGAUAUCGAUGACAUUAUGAUGGAAGAGGAGCUCAUUUCUGUUGUUUUUCAAGUUGGGGCAAAUGGAGUUGGACUGCUUGAUCCUGGUUCCGAGACUAACAAUGUUGAACAAGGCGCGAAAGUAGAUUUACCAUUUUGGCUUGCUCAUGAGUUAUGCUUGAGACAAGCAGUGUCCAUUAACAUUCCCCACUGUUUUAAUCAAAAAACAAGAAAGGAAAUCCAGGCUGAUGCAGCUUGUGUAGAUCUCAGGACCCGAUGCCCAUUCUUUUAUGAGCUGGGAUGCAAGGUUACACCUCUGGUUGGCGAUAGAAGUAUUGGGUCUUUCCUCCUGUAUGCAUUUUCAGGCAGGUACAAGGAAGUGCUGAGCAAGGGACACAGUGCUGCAUUUGCAACUGCUCCUAAGUUCUUGCCGCUUCUUACAAGAGAAGAAUCCCACUCAUUUAAGAAAUGGCGGGUAGGUGGGUCGAGAUUGGAGAGGGCAUCUGUUCUUGGAAGGAAGAGGAAACCGGCUGGCCCAAUGCAGGACCCGACCUCUUGAUCCAUAUCUCAAUCUGCUAACCAAAUAAUGGGCAUUAGAUCUAAAUGGUUUCAAUUUCGAAUUAAGACAAUGGAAUAAAGGAAAAUACUACUAUUAGCAAGGUUCAUGGUGUAGGCAUUCAAAACUCAUGUAAGCAGUAAGCAGCAGCUGAAGGUAUGUUGCAAUGAUACAUAUGGAUGCACUCCAAUUUCACUUGGUCCAUUUUAUUAUGUUAUUUAUUUA
Magnolia sinica is the source of this 1388-nucleotide messenger RNA. RefSeq lists its product as uncharacterized. Lineage: Eukaryota; Viridiplantae; Streptophyta; Magnoliopsida; Magnoliales; Magnoliaceae. Gene Ontology annotation, biological process: mitotic DNA replication initiation. Gene Ontology annotation, cellular component: GINS complex. Bases 615 to 1166 code for a protein of 183 amino acids. The transcript is spliced from 6 exons. The record is from RefSeq and is a predicted model, not a curated record.